Messenger RNA from Selaginella moellendorffii, 960 nucleotides. Its product is annotated as 2-phytyl-1,4-beta-naphthoquinone methyltransferase, chloroplastic. The transcript is spliced from 8 exons. NCBI's taxonomy places the organism in Eukaryota, Viridiplantae, Streptophyta, Lycopodiopsida, Selaginellales, Selaginellaceae. Bases 38 to 844 code for a protein of 268 amino acids. Gene Ontology annotation, biological process: phylloquinone biosynthetic process. Gene Ontology annotation, molecular function: 2-phytyl-1,4-naphthoquinone methyltransferase activity. The record is from RefSeq and is a predicted model, not a curated record.
UUUGUUUUAGAUAGAUUUUAGGGCUUUGUAGCCUGCGAUGGCGCUGCAGCUGCCGACGUCGAUGGCGGCGCUCCAGCGGCCGGCGUUGGGUUCCAGAAUUGGUAAACUUUCCGCGCGAGGAUUUCCAGUGUCGGCCGUUGAUGACGAGCAAGCGGCGCACCGGCAACGUCUGUUCAAUCGCAUUGCUCCAAUGUAUGACAAUCUGAAUGAUGUGCUGAGCCUUGGGCAGCACAGGAUUUGGAAGAGGAUGGCUGUCGGAUGGAGCGGUGCCAAAGCUGGAGACUCGGUGCUUGAUAUAUGCUGCGGCAGUGGGGAUUUGGCCAUGCUUCUAGCGGAGAAAGUCGGGCCCAGAGGCAAGGUGACUGGGCUCGAUUUUGCUGAAGAACAGCUAGCCUUGGCAAGGGAGCGACAAAAGAAAUCAUAUGGGCGACGAAACAUUGAGUGGUGCCUAGGCGAUGCUCUAAACUUGCCAUUCGACGUAGAACAAUUCGACGCUGUCACGGUUGGAUACGGCCUUCGUAACGUUCGAGAUAUUCCUCGAGCUUUCGAAGAGAUUUUACGUGUUCUAAGGCCAGGUGCUCUAGCAUCCAUCUUAGAUUUCAACAAAAGCACCGAUCCCGUUACAAGCAGCUUGCAAGGCUGGAUGCUGGACAAUGUUGUCGUUCCAGUAGCCUCUCAGUUUGGAUUCCGCGAGGACUACGAGUACCUCAAGCAAUCAAUCGAGAACUUCCACACAGGGCAGGAGCUAGAAAAAAUUGCAGCGCAAGCAGGAUUCUCGAGGGCCGUCCACUAUGAAAUCGCUGGGGGGCUAAUGGGCGUUCUUGUGGUUUCCAAAAAAAUUUAAAACUGCGAUACUUUCCAUUGCCGGGAUUUGAACCCGGGUCGCCUGGGUGAAAGCCAGGUAUCCUGACCGGACUAGACGACAAUGGAAUGAUGAGAAAGUUAAGCUUUUACUCGUCA